This is a messenger RNA of Cimex lectularius (bed bug), 1051 nucleotides long. RefSeq lists its product as uncharacterized. NCBI's taxonomy places the organism in Eukaryota, Metazoa, Arthropoda, Insecta, Hemiptera, Cimicidae. The transcript is spliced from 3 exons. The record is from RefSeq and is a predicted model, not a curated record. Bases 241 to 693 code for a protein of 150 amino acids.
AAACAAUUACGAGAGACGCUACGCGUAACACGUAACCGUGGGCGUGACCGGCGGGGAGGAGAGGUCGCUUUCACGUAGUAUACCAAUUGGUUCGCGGCCCCGCAGGAUUCCAAAGACGAAGAAAAUUCAGACGCGACCUUCGUCCUUCCUUGAAAGACGGCGAACGCGUCUGCGAGCAGGCCGUUCACUCGCAAGCACAGACGGGAAACGGAUCCUUUCAGAACGUUACCAGCCGCCGUCAUGACCACACAGUGGCGUAAGACACACCUAUGGGCAAGUGCCCUUUUCCUCGCAAUCGUCUUAACAUGCAGGGAAACCACGGCGAAAAGUUGGACAGCUUCUUGGUCUUGGCCAGAGGAACUACCCCAAGAUAUCUACGACAACCGCCUCAGCGACGAGGCGAUCGUUGACAUGCUGUAUACCAGGCCGAGCAGGUCUCCGCCGGAUCACCCCACCUUUCAGGAAAGGCUCAACUACCGUAAAGAGCUCGACAACUACGAAAACACCCUCAACGACUACGGACCGAAGAGCCAGGAGUACAGGGACUACAGGGACUACAGUGAGUACAACGACUACGAGGACUUCGACCCUAAGAGGACCAAAGCGCUAAGCACAACCUACAUGACUGUCUCCCAAAACGCCAACGGUCCUCGAGUCACAUCAUACGCGCACAGGAUCAUACAUAAACAAUAAUAUUUCGUUCAUGUUUUGUUUUAAACAAUUAGCAGGGUAUUGACAUCGAUUUUACACUAAGAAAAGUGCGAUUCAAAAAUUGUUUAAAUUAUCAAGAAUUGGUAAAAAAACUACGUCAAUAAUCGCAGUUUAUUUAUUCUGGUAAGUCUAAAGAGCCUAAUAAAUUUAAAUGAUGAAGAAUAAAAAUUUUUAAUUGUAUACAAAUUUAAGUUUAUACAAUUUAAAAUAUUUUUGGCAAAAUUAUCAAAUCGGAUUCAGUUAUUUUGAUGAUAAUUAUGGCUAUUCAGUACUCUGUUAGUUAUACCUUAAAAUUAAACAAACAACGAAAAUGAACAAAACGUUUUCCAUUUUUUCAUAU